Messenger RNA from Poecilia latipinna (sailfin molly), 578 nucleotides. It is a transcript of the gene slirp, whose product is annotated as SRA stem-loop interacting RNA binding protein. Gene Ontology annotation, molecular function: RNA binding. The record is from RefSeq and is a predicted model, not a curated record. The coding region runs from base 19 to 321 and encodes 100 amino acids. NCBI's taxonomy places the organism in Eukaryota, Metazoa, Chordata, Actinopteri, Cyprinodontiformes, Poeciliidae. The transcript has 4 exons.
GCAGGAGAAGGAGACAAGAUGGCAGCCUCGGCUAAGAAAGUGUUGGAGGUGUUUGUGACUAAAAUCCCCUGGACUGUAGCUGGCAAGGAGAUGAAGGAGUAUUUUGGACAGUUUGGUGCAGUGAAGAGGUGCACCCUUCCAUUUGACAAAGACACCGGCUUCCAUAAAGGGUUCUGCUGGGUUUUAUUCUCCACAGAGGAGGGACUAAACAACGCGCUGCAGAAGGACCCCCAUAUUCUGGAAGGAGCAAAGCUUUUUGUUCAGAGGAACAGACGUCCCUUUGAAGGACAGAAGUCCAACAAAGAUGGAGACUUUGUCUGAAGCUUGGUGGUUCUGCUGAGCAGAUGAGACCAAAAAUGUUUUCUUUGUUGGAAUGCUUCAUUCCUCCUGCUUUACAUCUGAAUAAACCAUUCGGACAGAAGCACGCUCAAUGUGUCUGCAUGGAAUCCAACGACAGGAAAGAUUUCAUUUUUCAGACUCGCUUGACUAAUAAAUUCUGUAUUUAUUGUGAGAAAGAUUGCUCUCCAUCACAUACUGUCAGUUGUUUUUAAUCAAUAAAAAUGUUUAUUGCUAUUUUA